This is a messenger RNA of Ruditapes philippinarum (Manila clam), 861 nucleotides long. Its product is annotated as probable ATP-dependent RNA helicase DDX46. NCBI's taxonomy places the organism in Eukaryota, Metazoa, Mollusca, Bivalvia, Venerida, Veneridae. The transcript has 5 exons. The record is from RefSeq and is a predicted model, not a curated record. The coding region runs from base 1 to 861 and encodes 286 amino acids.
AUGAGAUUAAAAAUCAAACAUUCAAGGCUACGUUGGCAGAACUCAGCCCCCCUUCACAAUCCAGCCACACCAGCAGGGCACCCAGAAGGCACCAAACCAAAGCAGAAGAGGACACAAAAGGGCCGAUACGGGAAUAGUAAAAUAUCCUAUAGGAGACGAUCUAGAUCUAAAUCAAGAGAUAGGAAGCGAAAAAGAUCCAGGUCAAAGGAAAGGAGAAGGUCAAGGUCAAAAGUAAGAAGAUCAAAGUCACGAGAGAGAAAACGUUCAAGAUCUCGUGAAAGGAAAAGGUCAAGAUCUAGAGAAAGAAAAAGGUCAAGGUCCAGAGACCGUAAAAGAUCUAGGUCAAGAGACAGAAGAAGAAAGGAUGAGAAGAGAAGAUCAAGGUCAAGAGACAGAAGAAGAAAGGAUGAGAAGAGAAGGUCAAGAGACAGAAGAAGAAAGGAUGAGAAGAGAAGGUCAAGGUCAAGAGACAGAAGGAAAAGGAGUUCUAAAGAUAGAUCAAAGAGUAAAUCACCAUCAAGGUAUGGUGAAGGAGCUAUUAGAGUCAAAGAUGAACCUCUUGAUAAGGAAGAGGAACAGAAAAGACUUGAAAUGGAAAUGCAAAAGCGACGGGAAAGAAUAGAAAAAUGGCGAGCAGAGAAAAACAAGACAAAGGAGCUUUUGCCAAUCAAUAUAGCUCCACCAUCCAAGAAAUGGAGUCUUGAAGAUGAGGAGGAAAAUGAGGACGAUGAGACAAAAACUGACGAUGAUAAUGAAGUUGAUCCACUGGAUGCUUAUAUGCAGUCAAAGAGAAUAGCUGAGCAGAUGGCAGAAAAGAUCAAUGCUAAGUUAGGCUACACGCCACAGAUAGAAGACAAGUAG